This is a messenger RNA of Tetrahymena thermophila SB210, 2349 nucleotides long. RefSeq lists its product as hypothetical. The record is from RefSeq and is a predicted model, not a curated record. NCBI's taxonomy places the organism in Eukaryota, Ciliophora, Oligohymenophorea, Hymenostomatida, Tetrahymenidae. The transcript is spliced from 2 exons.
AUGAGCAAGAAAAACAAUUUUAACAAUAAAAAAAAUUAAGGUGGAUACAAUAGCAGCAAAGGAAAAUCUGGUAAUGAAACAGAUUUUCUGUAUAGGGAAGAAGGGGAUGAUACUCCUUUUAUGAGUUUUACUUUUGAAGAUUUUCCUAACUUUGAAAUAGAUAAUGAAGAUGAUAUUGAAUUACUUUUUAUUCUAAAGAGAAUUUGUGCUUCAUAUAAGUAUGUUCUAACAUUAGAUUUCAGAAGUUUUUGGAGUACUUUGAAGCAUAACUUAUUAUUGAGAAGAAGCAUUAAUUCAUUUUUGCAAUACGCGACAAAGAGAAGAUUCAAUGAAUAUUAUAGAAAAGGACAUGAAAGAAAAGAUAUUGAAAAUAGUGAAAGUGAGGUCAAAAUUAUUUUAAAAGAAAUAACAAGGUUAGUCUUGGCCAUAAUUUAUAGGAUUGUCAGUUGUGAAGAAGAAAAUUUGUAAAAAGCCACAGAAUUUGGCUGCAGCAAGAUUAUUCUUGAUGAAUGGCUUAUAGAUAUCCCAAAGAUGAUUGAUUUAAUAGCUAUUUAUGGAGAAAAAAAUGGGAAAAUUGUCAGAGAAAUUAUUAAAAAAAGUUUUGAAAUGCAAAAAGAAUUCAAAGCAGAUUUUGAAGACAUGUAAGAUAAAAUUUUAAAAGAGUAUUUAGAUCAAUUUUACAAGGAAAUGCUUCUUUUAAAGAAGAAAGAUAAACUAGGUUCAGCAAGCUAUGAGAUUGUUGAUUCCGAUAUUGAGAGAAAAGUAGAACUUCUAUGCUCAAUUUUAGACACUAUCUCUUCUAUUAUUGACAUUUUAAAUUUCUUUCCAACCUUUGAAGUUGAGAGCAUUUACUAAGAUGAGAAGAUCAAUAUCAUGCUUGAAAAUAUCUUAUAUGAACUGAUAUUUGCUCGUGAAGAGGCUUGGGUUAUGGGAAAAUAUAGAGGAGACAUUAUCUUGUUGAUAGAUGCUGUGCUAGAGAGAAUAGUUUAGUUUUUCAUCAUGUUUUUCGAGUUUAUGAUUAAAGUAUUUGGAGACAAGAACUUAAUAAAGCAAAAUAUUGGAAAAAAGAUUACUUCUAUGUGGAACAAAUACAUUAAAGACCUAGGUAAAGUAUAAAGCUUCGGUAAAAAAUAAGGGGAAAAUCGUUACUGGUAUUUGAUAGAAUACGUUAGUGAUAAAGUAGACUUCAACAAACUCUUUGAAGUUGCUCCUGCAGAUAAUUCUGAAGCCUAUCAACUUUUCUAAAUACAAGUUUUAUCAGUUGUUGAUGAGAGAAAAAGAAAUAUCAUAGCAUAUGAAGAGAAAAAGAAAGAAUUUGAAUAAAAAGGAGACUAUGAAAAGUAGCAAUAGCAAGUGAUAGAAGAAAUACCUGAUAUUAAAUUCGUUGAAACUAUAGUAAAAGAAGACAUCAUCAAGUAAGAAGAAAAGCAAAGAAGAGCAGAAGAAUUCCAAAAGAAAAAAGAAGAAGAAGAAAGAUUGCUUAAAGAGUAACAAGAAAAAGAAGAAGAAAUUAAGAGAUUAGAGGAAAAGCAAGAAUAACUUACCAUGUAUUAGAAAGGGGCACAAAAAGUUAACUUAAAAAUGACAGAAGAACAAAAAAAAAAUUAUAUACAGAAAUCUCUGUGGUUAGCUAUGGAGUAUGAUGAUGAACCAGAUGAUAGUUAUAAUUGCUUUUAGCCAGUUGUAUAGGGAGGAAAUAAUAAUACAGAUGGCGAAGAAGAGGAUGGAGAAGCUGAAAGUGAAGAAGAAGACGAAAAUGGAAUCAAAAGAAAAAAAGUAGUAGAAGAAGGUUACGAUGAUGGUAGAAGAGUAAACAGAAGCAACUAAGGAUAUCAACCAAAGAAAAAGCCAGCUCACCCAAAUAAAACUAAUCAUUAUGAAGCUAAGUAAAAAUAUAAAUCAUAGUAUUAUUAGAAGUAAGGCAACAAUCAAGAUAACUAUUAAAGAUAGUAAUAUAACAACAAACCUGACAACAGUUAAUAAAAUUAAGCAGAAAAUACCAACAGCAACAAUAACAAUAACAACAAUAAUUCUAAUCAAUAUCAAAGAAAAAAUAAUUAUUAAAAUAGCAACAACAAUAGUUCAUAAAAUAAUAAUAAUUAUAAUAAUAACUAUAAUCAGAAUCAAUAAAAAGGAGGUUAUUUUAAAAAGAAAUAAAGAAACGAAGAAGGUUAUAGCGGCAGUGAAGAUGAUUCUGCACCCUAAUAAUCAUACCAAUAAUCUAGAAACUAAUAAUAUCGUAAUAACAAUAAUAAAGAUGGAAAUUAUAAUAAGGAAGGAGGAUACAAAAGUAAAAAAGAUGGAGGAUAACCUUAAAAAAAUAUACUUAAAAAAAAGUAAUUCGAUUGA